Komagataella phaffii GS115 is the source of this 1359-nucleotide messenger RNA. Its product is annotated as Splicing factor that is found in the Cef1p subcomplex of the spliceosome. NCBI's taxonomy places the organism in Eukaryota, Fungi, Ascomycota, Pichiomycetes, Pichiales, Pichiaceae. Gene Ontology annotation, biological process: mRNA splicing, via spliceosome. The transcript has a single exon. The record is from RefSeq and is a predicted model, not a curated record. Bases 1 to 1359 code for a protein of 452 amino acids. Gene Ontology annotation, molecular function: protein binding. Gene Ontology annotation, cellular component: Prp19 complex; catalytic step 2 spliceosome; precatalytic spliceosome.
AUGUUUAGUGAAAGCGUCACAUCAGGGGUUGACCUGUUGGAAAAAAGGACCAAGAAGCUCUUUGGAGUAGAUACUGAUCCAAGUCAGAUCUUUGUUGAUGAUGACGCUUCUUCGCUCUACUCACAAACGAUAAUCGAAAAGCAGUAUAGGAACACACAGAGCUUGCCUGAAUAUUUGGAGGCCGAAAUAGAUCGUGAAAAGUACGGUGAAUCAUCCAUAAUAACCUCAUUGAAGGAGAAAGCACUACCUGAUAUCAAUCGUUCAUCUCAGCAGGCUCAACUGGUUUUGAGAAAGAACACCCAGGAUAUACAAGCGCAACAGCUGAUAAAGGCUCAAGCUCAAACGGCGGGAUUAUAUUCUCAUAUGGAGAAACCAGAAUGGCAUGCACCCUGGAAACUAAUGAGAGUCAUUGUUGGCCAUACGGGGUGGGUUCGAAGCGUUGCUGUUGAGCCGGAAAAUAAAUGGUUCGCCACUGGAAGCGCCGACAGAACCAUUAAAGUCUGGGACUUGGUUUCUGGCAAGCUAAAAUUGACCUUGACUGGUCAUAUCAUGGCAGUGAGAGGCCUGGUCAUUUCAGAUAGACAUCCUUAUUUAUUUUCAGGGUCCGAGGACAAAACUGUCAAAUGUUGGGACUUGGAGAAAAAUCAGAUCAUCAGGGACUAUCAUGGUCACCUCAGUUCUGUGUAUUCUGUGGAUCUUCACCCCACCAUUGAUAUAAUAGCUACUGCAGGAAGGGAUUCGGUGGUAAGAGUGUGGGAUAUUCGGUCUCGUACACCAAUACAUACGUUAACUGGCCAUACAUCGACAAUAACCAAUGUUAAGUGUUUACCUACCGACCCCCAAAUUAUUUCAACUUCUAUGGACGGUACGGUGAGAUUGUACGACCUUGUCGCCGGAAAAUGCAUGAAGACCCUUACUCAUCACAGAAAGGCUGUUAGAGGGAUGUGUGUCCAUCCUCAGGAAUACGCUUUUGCUACCGCAUCUUCUGAUAGCAUUCGUCAAUGGAAAUUACCCGAGGCGCAAUUGUUAAAUAAUUGUGCCCCUGUGGAGUCUAACAAAAUAAUCAACACCCUCAGUGUGAACCAGAAAGGUGUAUUGUUCAGUGGCGCUGAUGAUGGGACUUUGGGAUUCUUUGAUUGGCGUACUGGACACCAAUUUCAGGCGGCUAAGAAUGAACCUACCCCAGGUUCUCUUGACUCUGAAUCAGCGGUAUUGGCAUCAACUUUUGACAAUUCCGGUUUGAGAUUAAUCACAUGCACAGCAGACAAAACCAUUAAGAUUUGGAAGGAGGACGAAAUGUCCACACCAGAGACAGAUCCUGGUCUUCCAUGGGAUCCCACAACUCGCAUAAUUGACUAA